Lactuca sativa (garden lettuce) is the source of this 843-nucleotide messenger RNA. RefSeq lists its product as uncharacterized. NCBI's taxonomy places the organism in Eukaryota, Viridiplantae, Streptophyta, Magnoliopsida, Asterales, Asteraceae. The record is from RefSeq and is a predicted model, not a curated record.
AUGAAUCAUCUAACUCUUCGAUUGAUGUAUCUAUCCCUUUUCUUCAUCGGAUCUUCUGAUAAUCCGAAUUUUGUUCUUGUUUCAAAUGUUUUCACUGGUGUUGGAUUCAAUUCUACGAAACGAUCAAUGGUGAUUUCAUUGCCUGCGAAGAAUAAGCUCGGUUUUGUUGAUGGAACUAUUGCUCCACCUCUCUCCACAUCUUCUACGUAUUCUAAUUGGUUUCGUGCUAACUCCAUGGUUAUUAGUUGGCUCUUAAAUUCUGUUACCAAGACAAUUGCUGAUAGUCUUCUGUUUCUUCCAACUGCAAAAGAGAUUUGGCAGGAAUUACAUCAACGAUUUGAACAAUUUGCUAGUGCUCUCACCUAUCAAAUGCAACAACAGUCCUAUUCUCUUUCUCAAGGUGCUGAUGAUUUCUCUUCUUACUUUACUAAGUUCACCAAACUUUGGGAUGAAAUUCGUAUGAUACAAUCUGUUCCUAAUUGCACUUGUGGUCCAUCUAUUGCAAUUAACAAAUUCUUUGAAGAACAACGCUUAAUUCAGUUACUAAUGGGACUUGAUGAAUCAUACAAAAUCAUUCAUGAAGAACGACAACGAGGCAUCAAUCAUCCUUCUACUUUAUCAAAUGAUGCAAUUGCUAUGCAAAUUUCAUCCGAUUCAUCUCGCAAAUUACUCACCUGCAACCAUUGCAAGAAGUCUGGGCAUACUAAAGCUCAAUGUUAUCGCCUUAAUGGCUUUCCUUCGAAUUGCAAAUUCACGGAGAACAAGAAAGAUGAUGUUAAACCUACAGUUCAGAACGUUAUUUCUAAUGAUUCUCCACCAAUUUCUCAAGAACAAUACAAUUAA